GAAUAGUGAGUAGUUUUCUUUUCUCAAUCGCCACAUUGGUGUGCAUCUUGUGUUAAGAUCCUGUAGAAAUUUUUCGUUCUUUUUUGCACACUGCGACUUGCUUAAUGCUUAUAAUAUAUUAUGUAAUGGUACACAGAGAGUUAUUUUUUAUUGCAGUAAGUUAUAAAUAAACAAUCAAGACGUAGUAACCAGAAAUCUGCCGAGCCUUUUGAGACAUAAUUGAAUUAAAGACGAUGACUAUCUUUACACAUACAGCUUAUAUCGAAAAAUUUCCUAAUGAAGUCGAAAAUUUUGUUAUUAAUGCCAUUGAAGUUGGCAAUGUUAGAGUCAUCGACGAGUUCAUAGAUUCUGGACAUUGCGUUAAUUCCUAUCUCAGUAGUGGAUGGACUUUACUAAUGUACGCUGCAUCAUUCUCCCAGGUAGAGGUUGUUCGACAGUUGCUGAAUCGUGGCGGAGAUCCAAACAUUCAUCACGAAGGCUUCACGCCUCUUAUGGCACUGAGUUCCUCUACCAGCAGGCACUCGGCUGAUCGCUUGCAGUGCUUAAAAUCCCUGUUAAAGGCAAAGGCUGACGUGAAUACUACUAAUAAACUUAAAGAAACGGCCCUAAUGUUUGCAAGUAAAACGCAGCAGUCUGACUUUGUGCUUGAAUUACUAGAGCACCAGGCUUGUAUUGAUUUUACUGAUUGCCAAGAGUGGACUGCAUUAUUUUAUGCAGUUGCCAGCAAUAAUGUACAUAAUGUUGAAGUCCUUUUGAAAUGGGGAACUGAUUCAACUUUGAAAACUUAUGAUGCCCUUAGCGUUUAUGAUGUAGCUGUAGCUAAGGGACACGAAAAAUUGAUAACUUUGUUAAAUAGUAAUUGUCCAGGCAAAUGCCAGAAUAUAAAUGUACAUGCCACAAUGUUUUGGACAGAUCUGUUUCCAAAUCUAAUCAAACUAAGACCAGAUGAAGUGGAUUGCAACGUCGAAGGCAUCUUGUAUGGAAUGGGCUUAAGCUGUUACAAUAAACUUUUUUAUGGCAUGAAUCUGUCACAAUUUUUAACUUUAGAAGAAAAAGAUUUAGUACUACUGGAAAUCAAUCUAAAACUUCAUAGAAAAAAAUUCAUAGAAGGUUUAGUCAGGUUUCAUAAACAUGAAUGGUCUAGCAAUGUAGUAAAACUGAAUGUUACUCAAGAGUAUAUUUCUCUCAACACAAUUAAAUUAUUAGGAAAUAUUAGUUAUCAAUUAUGCAUUAUGUCUAGUAGCUUGUACUUUUUAAUAAAUUAUCGGUCCCAAGUAGAAGAAAACCAACAAUCACAUCUUACUUACUUAAACAAAACAAAAAUUAUGGAAGAAGUAACAAAUAUUCUAAUAGUAGUUCAAAAAAUAAGAGAUAGCAUACUAAAUAUACGAACAAUUCUCUAUUGUAUGAAUAAGCAAAACUCUAAUUUAUGUUUACCAAUAUUUAUUACAAAAAAAACUAAAAAACAUAAAAGUUGCCUCUGGAUGGUAGUAAUUAUUUCUGUAGCCAGUACAUAUUUGCUUCUUAAAAAAGCAGUAAAAUGUUAGGAAAACAUUAAAAACUCUACAGUUAAAACACAAAAAGAUCUGUACUAUUUUAUUGAUGUAAAUACAUGUGUCUAGAGUGCAUUUUUAGUUGAAAGAUUGCAUUUCUUUCAGUUAACACUUUUGCAUACACCAUGGUGUAUUGAAUGUAAACUUAUAUUUUUGACUACUGCAAUACAUACAUCAUUAGUUAUAAACACUUAUUACAUUCGAACACAGAGUGUUUUUAAAAAAUUAAAAUUUUUUUGUGCCAUUUUCCACAUCAAAUACACUUAUAUUCAAAAUUUGUUUUCUUUGAUAAAUGCUAUAUUGUUUAUUUGUAUACACAGCCAGAAUAAAGUGUACUUAAAUACAAUUUUGGUCUGAAUUUAUUUCAUUGGUCUAAAACUACUUAGUUCAAGGAAGUUGGUGUUGAAUGACAUUUUAAGAUUUUUGAAUUUUCAUUCUCUUAUAUCAUUAAAAUUAUCACUUAUUGACGUCA
Messenger RNA from Copidosoma floridanum, 2025 nucleotides. RefSeq names its product ankyrin repeat, SAM and basic leucine zipper domain-containing protein 1. Gene Ontology annotation, molecular function: protein binding. The record is from RefSeq and is a predicted model, not a curated record. NCBI's taxonomy places the organism in Eukaryota, Metazoa, Arthropoda, Insecta, Hymenoptera, Encyrtidae.